UCUGUCUCUUUCCCUAAAACUAUUUUCUGAAUGUUCCUUUUCAUUUCCUGAAAAUCGUACCUUGGUGUGACAAUGAUCUUCAGAAUCUAAAGAUUAGGCUUCAUUAAUCUCUCCUCAAAAUAUAAGUUAGCGUGACAAUGGUGGAUGAUGAUAAAGCCUCCAAUGACUUUUCUUUACUACCUGAUCUGAAUGACGAUUUUUCAACACCCUUCACCAGUAUCGAAUUCGAUUCAUCCAUUCUUGAUCUCAUAAACUUGGAAGAUGGAGGAGAGACACCAAAUCUCUUACCAGAACAUAACCCAUUUCUUGAGUCUGUGAAUACAUAUCAAGAAGAUGAAGACCAACAUUUUGCUGUUGAAGCAGAGUCUCCAAAGGUUUAUAUUGCACCAAGAACCAUAAUAAACCAUCAUGACUCGUUUUCGCUAGACCCUAGAAUGGACACCAUCGAAGAUGCAAGGAUUAGCUUGCCGGACUCACCUAGAGGAAGCCAAGAUCUCACCCUCUCACGUCUUAAAGUUCCUGGUUCACCAAGAGCUCUCGUGCUUCCGAGAGCAUCUGGAUCUCCACGUUUCGAGUCUCCCACGAGUCCUGCUUUGAUCGAUACCGCUGCACCGUUCGAAUCCGUCAAGGACGCAGUUUCAAAGUUUGGAGGAAUCACAGAUUGGAAAGCACAUAAAAUCCAGACAAUAGAGAAACGUAAGACGGUGGAUCAAGAGCUUGAGAAGAUACAAGAGGAUAUGCCUGAGUACAAGAAACAAGCGUUUGUAGCGGAAGAGGCGAAACAGCAGGUGGUGAUGGAGCUUGAGAGGACAAAGAGCGUCGUCGAAGAGCUAAAACUGGAGCUAGAAAAGGCUGAGAAAGAGGAACAACAAGCUAAACAAGACUCUGAUCUCGCGAAGCUGAGAGUGGAGGAGAUGGAGCAAGGGAUAGCUGAUGAGUCUAGUAUUGCAGUCAAAACGCAGCUUGAGGUGGCUAAAGCGAGGCAUGUGUCAGCUGUUUCUGAGCUAGGAGUUGUAAGAGAAGAGAUAGAAAUGGUCUCUAAUGAGUACGAAUCUCUGCUGAAAGAAAAAGAAAUGGCAACGAAAAAAGCAGAGGACUCUGUUUUGGCAGCUAAAGAUGUGGAGAAACAGAUGACAGGUUUGACAAUAGAGGUGAUUGCCAAGGAGUUGUUGGAGUCAGCGCGUGCAGCUCACCUCGAAGCUGAAGAAAAGAAAUUAGAAGCAGCCAUGGCUCGGGACCAGGACGUUUACAACCGGGAGAAAGAACUGAAAAUGGUGGAAGAGGAGAUCGAGAGGUUUAGACAAGAGAUGCAUGCGUCAGAUGAUGUGAGAAUCAAAAUAGAGACUGCUUCUGUACUUCAGCAAGAUUUGAGGGCCGAGAUAACAUCUUACAAAGAUGACAACAUGAUGAUCGGAAAGAGAAACAACAGUGACAUACAAGCAGCGGUUGAUUCCGCAAGGAAAGAGCUUGAACAAGUUAAGUCCAAUAUUGGGAAAGCAAUCUCCGAGGUGAAAACACUGAAGAUAAUCGUCGGAUCAUUGCAGUCUGAACUUGAAAGAGAGAUGAAAGAUCUCUCUGAAACCAAACAAAGAGAAGCUCUUUCAGUUCAUAGAAACAGCAAAGAAGUAAGAGAGGAGAGAUGUUCAGAAAUAGCCAAGAAGUUACAAGAAGCUAACAAAGAAGCAGAAGAGGCAACGUCACUAGCCUUAGCUGCUCAAGAGGAACUGAGAAAGGCGAAGGGAGAGUCGGAAGAAGCGAGGGCAGGAGUCUCUGCAAUAGAAAGUCAGUUAGUUGAGGCGAAAAGGGAAAUGGAAGCGGCAAAAGCUUCUGAGAAGUUGGCCUUAGCUGAAAAAGCAUUGCAAGAGACUGAAUAUGCUACAAAGGUUGAAGACAUUAGUACACCAAGAAGUAUAAUAAUAUCCGUGGAGGAAUAUUAUGAGCUAAGCAAGCAGGCACAUGAGGUAGAGGAAGCAGCCAAUAGAAAGUUAGCAGAGAUCGUCUCUCAGAUCGAGGUGGCUAAGGAAGAGGAAUCAAGAGUCUUGGAAAAGAUAGAGGAAGUGAAUAGAGAAACAGCUUUUCAAAGGGAAAAGCUAAAGGAAGCAAUGGACAAAGUAGAGAAGGCUAGAGAUAAGAAGGUUAACACGGAUCACGAAUUGCGAAAAUGGAGUUCAGAGAACGGGAAGAGAAGCCCCAUGUCUAGUCCAGAGGGUGGGGACAAGGAGAAUCAUGACUUAGGCAAGUCGAAAUCGGCUUUGCAUUCAGCAAGAUCAUUUGCAUUUGGUGAAGAAGGAAGCAACAAUGUUGGAGAUAGUAGUAUUGUGACACCUGAAACAAAGAAGAAAAAGAAGAGGUUUUCUUUGCUGCCAAAGGUCUUCAUGUUCUUGUCCAGAAAGAAAUCGAACAAGUGAGCCGACUCCAGUUUCUUACAGGUAGGUUUUACCAUCCAUUUUUCGACUUAUUUUGUUUGUAUUUCAUUAUCGAAAUGGGUAGCAGAAUAUCUAAAUUUUAUACAUUUCUAAAGAAAAGGUGGUUGGUUAGAUUUCUUGUACAUAUAAAUAAUUAACGGUAACUAGUACACUUGUCGAGAAGUAUAUCGAAUUUCGCUAAAUCAAAUGUUCCUAAGAAGCAAGAAUUGAAGACGGUUUUGAUAAUGUUGUUAUGCCAUGGACUUGAGAGAUGCUCGACAAGAUUAUCAGAUAGGACCGGUUUGAGCCACAAAGGCUUGAAC
Messenger RNA from Brassica napus (rape), 2728 nucleotides. Its product is annotated as protein WEAK CHLOROPLAST MOVEMENT UNDER BLUE LIGHT-like 2. NCBI's taxonomy places the organism in Eukaryota, Viridiplantae, Streptophyta, Magnoliopsida, Brassicales, Brassicaceae. The record is from RefSeq and is a predicted model, not a curated record.